Molecule: messenger RNA, 1451 nt
Organism: Chaetomium strumarium
Lineage: Eukaryota; Fungi; Ascomycota; Sordariomycetes; Sordariales; Chaetomiaceae
Exons: 3
Coding region: 262-1020 (252 amino acids)
Source: RefSeq, a predicted model, not a curated record
CCUCGACUUGACUUGACGAGGAGCUGGAGAUAAAUGUUGAGGAAACACCGAGAUACUUGAUUCUUCUCUGAGCGCUGUCCGCGCCGUCGAAACCUGACCUACAUCACACAUAUCAUAUCAUAUCCAUAUUUAUUUUCAACUUUUAUCAGUAUCUCAUCAAACGCCCCGCCAUCUCUGGCAUCUCACCUUGAUUGAAGGGUCACUCAACAUCGUUACCAACCGACAAACUACACAUGCAUUUCUAUUAGGGAACAGCGCGAGAUGGAGACACACGCGUCCCAGAGCUCAGGCAGCGCGUCGUCGCAGCAAGUGGGCGAUCCCUAUGCCGCCUUCAAAAAGUUCGACUCGUACCCUUGGUCGAAAGAUAGGUCGUUCCUUCAAGGCCUCAUGGCAACGCUGGGCUCUUUGCUCCUGAACAAACACAAUGACGGCUUUAUGCGCCAGAAGGCUCUCGGCACGACGCUUCAGGCUCGGAUCUGGUGGUACAAGUCCCGCUUCAACCUGGACAUCGACCGCAUUGCGUAUGAGGCCUACAGCACAUCUCACCCGUCAACCAGCCCAGAUGGCGCCAUUCUAGCCAAGCUCGAGGAUAUUCAGCGACGCAUGGGUCUCGGCUCCUCCGCCUCCUCGUCAACUACCGGCCAGACCCAACCUCAGAACAUCCCUGCCUGGCAGCUCAACGCGCCAAAAGUCGAUCUCAGCAAGAAGGCCGAUGACAGAGCGAGCCACACCGGGGAUGGCGCGCCGUACCCCAGCGACUUUGAGGCUCUGGUAGAGGCCAUCACGAUGGGGAAGCCGGUGCCCAAUACAAAGAAAAUCCCGGACACCAUCAUCCGGCCACCCGGCGUCACCCCUUUCGGAAAGAUGAAAGCGCCCCGGAAGCCGUGGGAGAAGGACACCCCUUCCGACAAUGCUGCACACGCUAGCAUUCUUGGAAACGUGCUUGAUGAGGAGUUUCCGCCCUUACCGGACGACAGCAACAGCGGCAGUAGCGCACAGACUAAUUCAUCAGCAGCCUAACCAAGUUCCAGAUGCCAGUGAAGUCCGUCGCCGAUGUUGACUUCACACUCAACCGCAUUAGGGACCACCCGACGUGCCUCAGCGUUAAUGGCCGCCUGGCGAUGAUUGACUGAGUGUGCCAACUGGGCACACUGCCGAGUUUUGUUUGAGUCGAGCUAAGCGGAGAAGAAGUUAUGCUCACAGACAAAGGAAGGAAGGGAGGGAGGGGGGACAAGCCCAGUAAUUAUCGCUUUGAAGGAGAAGGAGAGCUACUGCGGUCAUGCUUGACGGAGCGCCUGUUGCAUCAUGGCACAAGAGGCGCCUUCCACUGCGGAUUAGCAAGCAUCAUCAUCGUUAGUAGCACGACGUAUGCAGAACGGCCGUAAUCAACCAAAGACGUUGUCAUGACACACUAGAUAACAGAUUAUUACUUUAAUGAUAGAACAUGGAGU